AUGUUGCUCCGAAAAACUAUUUGCAAAACCAGAAAUUUCCUGCACAAAACCCUCAAAAACCUCGAGUCUCUUAUCAUUGGAGAGUACCAAAAGUUGCCAAAGACCCCUCCCUUCAACCCAUUCUCUUGCAGCAGGAGUAGCAGCCUGAAAAUUCAUCAGUUGGAUCAUGUCUAUGCAGACGUCUCAAGCCAAGGGGAGUCUGAUCAAGAUAUUGCAAGGACGAGAAAGAAGAAGAAGAAGAGGAUAAUGUCAUCAGAUGAGCCAAUGAAGGACGAAGAUUCUUGUAAUGAAAGCCACAUGAAAUCUGGGAAGCAGCCACUUGUGCAGAACAAGCAAAAGGAGAAAGGAGACAAAAAGAAAAGCAAAGGAAUAAGCACCAAGGAAGGAAAAAGGGGAGAGCCAAGUUGUAAGAAUGCAAAUGGAGGAGCAUAUGUCUUAGCACAGAAGAUGAAGGAACUGGAGAAGAUGGAUGGGGGUGAUCUGAAUCAUGGGUUGGACAUAGAAGAGGUGCUCCACUACUAUUCUCUACUUAAAAGUCCAGUCUACCUCGAUAUUGUUGACAACUUUUUCACGGACAUGUACUCAGAUUUCUUCCAUCCACGGACAUCUGGCAGCACUAGGCAUUCACAGCGAAAACUAGGUCCGGUGAAGUUGUAGGUGCAAUAGCCACCGCUCUUCCUUGUGAAUAUGGAAUGUUGUUGGUCUGUGUGUGUUUUUGUUUCUUUUCUUUUCAAUCUUUGUGUGUGUGAGCAUGCAUGUGCUUGUGUGCACAUGGACAAUGUUAUCGUGCAAAUAUGGCUUUGCUUUCAACUUCUUACAUCACUUGA
This is a messenger RNA of Malania oleifera, 827 nucleotides long. RefSeq lists its product as uncharacterized. Lineage: Eukaryota; Viridiplantae; Streptophyta; Magnoliopsida; Santalales; Ximeniaceae. The record is from RefSeq and is a predicted model, not a curated record. The transcript has a single exon. Bases 1 to 657 code for a protein of 218 amino acids.